UGAUCUUUUGACUGCUUGUUCGCGACUUCUGCAGAGUGAGACGCCUGUUGUGUGACAGAUGACAGCGCACAGCCGAGCGCCCGGAAAGACCAGGAAGUUGCAGAGAUUCGGGCCGCAAGCGCCACGCUAAUGUCAUGCGCCGCACAGCCACGCCAGCUCAUCAAGUUUCCAACCUCAUUUUACACUUUUAUCCUUAUGUAUCAGCGUGGCAUUAGAUGGGAUCGGAUGCUCUAUCGAAGUUGACCACAGCCGGUGAGGCUGCCUUUAAGUCCUUUCAGCAAAGAUGGCAAGGAAGGAAGAAAGGCGCACCUGAUGCACAGUUAGCAGAAGCCGUUCGACAAAAGAACCUUUACCUCCGACAGAUCACGGCGAAGAUCACAGGCAACUCAGAGUCCGAGGUACCUCCGCUCAUAUGCUCACCCCAAGCGUAUAGCCGUGCAGUCUUCCUAAUCACUACACCAAUCGCUUUCGGCAGGCUUGAACUUUCGAGGAAGACCUAUGACCUUCUCGCAAAGCACGUCGGUAUGAGCAUGAACAGCAUCUCCCAUUGGGCCGUGGUAGUCGUUGAUCGCGGGCUUGGGCUAACAUAUGCAUACGACCUGAUGAGCGAUCAACUAAAAGUUCAGAUGUUGAUGAACAAUUACUUCCGUGUAUACGAAGCUACCGAGGAGUUUGUUGCUACAUGGAGCUCGUGCUAUUACGUGGGCGAGACGACAAAGAGACAUGAGGAAAUCCAGGCCCUUGGUGAACACUUCAUCGCCGCAAAUAAGCGGUACAACCUGCUCUCGAACAACUGUCAACACCUCACGGAGAAUCUCGUCAGAGAGCUUUGCAACGGGAAGAUGAUCAGCCAAGCCAAGUUGGAAGAAGAGAUUCGCUUGAUUUCGCCGAAGAUUGCGCGUGACUUGAUGGUGGCUAGGCUAAGGUCGAAGCUUGAGAAGGAGGAUCAGAAAGAGGACAGCGAAUCAGUGCAAAACGACGUCUUCACCAUCAAGGAACUGUGGGGCAGAAUCAAACAUUAGGAAGCAAGGAUUGUGGCGGCGUGGGCCGCUUGAUGAAUACGAUGGAAUACUGCACUGAGUUGCUAUCUAGCUAGUAGAAGACGAUGUAUACUUGUCCUGAAACAUGCUAGUCCAGAAUAGUCUGAGUAGGAAUAAUCAGGCCUCGUACGGGCCGAUUGAUACCGCGACAAGAAUGAUACCCUACCUAGAACCUUGAACUUGUAACGUACUAAAUUUCUUCGUCUA
This is a messenger RNA of Macroventuria anomochaeta, 1247 nucleotides long. RefSeq lists its product as uncharacterized. Gene Ontology annotation, molecular function: peptidase activity. The coding region runs from base 216 to 1022 and encodes 268 amino acids. The transcript is spliced from 3 exons. The record is from RefSeq and is a predicted model, not a curated record. NCBI's taxonomy places the organism in Eukaryota, Fungi, Ascomycota, Dothideomycetes, Pleosporales, Didymellaceae.